AUGGCGGCCGCCAGCUGGACACCCCAGCAGGAUGGCUUGAGCGAGCUCCUGGGGCUCUUCAGAGAGUCGCAGAAUCCUGAUCGGGAUGUGCAAAUACACAUCGCCAAUGUGAGUGCAGAAUGGGCGGAUAGGAAGUCGCAGCUAGGGUUCGUCCGAGAUGUGCUACCUUGCAAUCUGGGCUACCGACUCGCCCUCUUGACUGUCAUUCUGAUCGCUGAAACUUUCAUCGCAGAGGUUGGAGACAUUGCGGCAGAUCCCAGACUAUGCGAAUUACCUUGUAUACGUCUUGACGCAAAUGCCUCAGGAGGAAACGAAUACGCGAUCCAUCGCAGGUCUCAUCCUCAAGAACCACAUUCUCAACUACAGCCAGACGCUGCAUCCGGACAGCGUCGCCUACGUCAAGGCGGCCAUCCUUCCUGCAAUUUCUUUGGAAGAGGACAUGCUUAGACGGACUUCCACACAGGUCGUCUCGAUGAUCAUGGAGAUUUAUCGACCAGAGUCUUGGCCAGAGGGGCUGGAGCAAUUGAUAUCAUUGAUGACUUCACAGCAUCCCAAGGGCUGCGAGGUGAGUUGCGCUUCCGGCGAUCACGGCUACGAUGAGGCCAAGCAAGCUAAUUCGGCCCAUGCUGGACGACAGGGAGCAUUCAGCACACUGGCUAAGAUGUGCGAAGACAUUCCUAAAGAGAUUGAAGAAUGCGAAAUCAACGGCAUGCGACCCUUGCAGAUCUUGAUACCCAAAUUCUUGGAAGCCACGAAUCACCCUGAUCCGCUGGUCAGAUGCCAUGCCUUGAACUGUCUCAACCAAUUCAUAUCCGCAUCAUCAGCAGCGCUGCAGGAGCAGUUAGACCUCUACAUCAAGGCGCUCUUUGAGCGCUCCAGCGACCCGAACGACUCGGUGCGACGCUUCGUCUGUCAAGCCAUAGUUCUCAUCCUUGGCGCUAGGCCAGAUAAGCUCUUGCCACAGCUGUCGGGUGUGGUCGACUACAUGCUUUACUGCACGGCGGAUAAAGAUGACGAGGUUGCACUGGAGGCCUGCGAAUUCUGGCUGCAAUUCUCUGAAGACCCUCAGCUCAGCGAUCAUCUUCGACCAUAUUUGCCAACAGUUGCACCUGUCCUUCUCAAAAGCAUGGUGUACAGCGAAAUUGACUUGCUCAUCCUAGGUGCUGACCAAGACGACAAUGAUGAGGCGGAGCCGGACAGGCCAGAAGACAUCAAGCCGAAGCAUUACGGUGGUGCGACAAAGCGUAAUGAGCACAUCGACGAAGCGGAGCAGAACGGCGCUGGUGGCAGCAAGAUGUCGCGCGCCGCUUUGGAAGCGGAAGAUGAGGACGACGACGACGAGGAUGAUGAUGAUGACGAUGAUUACGAGGAUGAUAGCGACGAUGAUGGAUCGGGCGAAUGGAACCUGCGGAAAUGCUCGGCUGCAGCUCUGGACGUGAUGGCUGUGCAAUUCGGCAAUGAGCUGCUGCAGAUCUUGUUGCCCUACUUGAAGGAGCGCCUUUUCUCGGAUGAUUGGCUUCAGCGUGAAGCAGGUAUUCUGGCUCUCGGUGCCAUUGCUGAGGGAUGCAUUGCUGGUAUACACGAACAUUUGCCGCAGCUCGUCCCUUUCCUCAUCAAUAGCUUGCAGCACCCCAAGCCUUUGGUGAGGUCCAUUGCCUGCUGGACGCUAGGCAGAUACUCGUCGUGGACCGUGGGCACCAAAACGCCCGAGCAUCAACAGCAAUAUUUCUUGCCAGCCAUGGAAGGACUGCUGGGCAUGGUGCUCGACAGAAAUAAGCGCGUCCAAGAGGCUGGCUGCAGCGCCUUUGCAACGUUGGAAGAGGAAGCUGGCGCGAGCUUGCAGCCUUUUUUGGAGCCGAUCCUCAAGACACUGGUCUUUGCUUUCAACAAGUAUCAGCAAAAGAAUCUGCUCAUCCUCUACGACGCUAUCGGGACGUUGGCCGACUGCGUCGAAUCGGCAUUGAAUCGCCCAGAAUAUGUGGAAAUCAUCAUGCCACCUCUGAUCAGCAAGUGGCAGAGCUUGGACGACGGCGAUGCGGAUCUUAUUCCUUUGCUUGAGUGCCUUUCAUCUGUCACCAUUGCUGUAGGCCCCGGCUUCUUGCCCUACUCCCCACCCGUCUUUCAACGAUGCGUAGGACUCGUUCACAGCAACCUCGUCGCUGCGCAAGCAGAGGCGCAGAAACCCCUUGACGAACAGGAGAUGCCAAAUCGAACGUUCAUCAUCGUGGCCUUGGAUCUGCUCAGCGGCUUGACGCAAGGCCUGGGUGCGGAUGUGCAACCACUGAUCGAGCAGUCAAACCCUUCUUUGCUGCCUCUCCUUGGUGCUUGCUUGACCGUGAGUCUGCCUCUGUGGCCUCCGACGCGCCUGGCGCCGACUCACACAAGAUCCUCUCCCUUUCUCUCAGAAUCCCGAUCCUCCGGUCCGUCAAUCAGCAUAUGCGCUGCUGGGCGACUUGGCGAUCUGCGCGUUCCGUCUUCUGAGACCGCAAUUGCCUUCGAUCAUGAAGGAAUUGAUAGCUCAAAUCGUUGUGGACCCUCCGAGCGAGAGUGUCAGCGUCUGCAACAACGCGACCUGGGCAGCCGGAGAGAUUGCGCUUCAGUAUCAGGGUCAAGAUACUAGCGAGCUGCAUCAAUGGAUCCCUUCCUUGACGGAAAGGCUAGUUCCCGUGCUGAUGAGCACCAAGAGUCCAAAGAGCUUGAUGGAGAAUGCGGCUGUCACCAUCGGCAGGAUUGGACUCGUCUGCCCUGCCCUCGUCGCUCCCCAUCUCGAACAGUUCAUCGAACAGUGGUGUCAGGCCUUGUGGGACAUCAAGGACAACGACGAGAAAGACUCUGCGUUUAGAGGUCUAUGUGCCAUGAUACAGGCCAACCCUAAUGGCGGUCAGUACUUCAGUGCCAAGUGCGAGGUGCUUGGAACAAGUAAGUAAGCUCAUUCAUUCUGCACUUCCUUUUUUCGCCCUGCUGCGCUCCGCAGCUGCCAAAGGCUUCGUGUACUUCUGCAAUGCCGUCGUCGUGAGUAGCUUCUUGACGUCUUGCGUUCCGUGAUGCAUCCUUUCUGACCUUUGCCAUAUCGGCGUCCUCGCAGCGCUGGACCUCGCCUUCCCAAGCGUUGAACGACCAAUUCGUCAGCAUUUUGAAUGGAUUCAGAGAAAUGGCUGGUCCAAAUUGUAAGUCGUACGCAAACCGUCGCUUCCGCGCGCAAGCUGUUCGUUGCUCUCUCGCAUAAAGGCGCUGAGAUCCAACCUGGCUCCGUCGCAUACAGGGCAAACGCAAAGAACGCAAUUCCCUCCACUUAUCGCUCAGAGGUGAGUAGCGCUAAGCAACUCACGCGCCAAUGGGAUGAUCUCUAGACUGACCAAGCGCAAUUCAUCCUCGCAGACUGGAGCAACGUUAUGGCCUAUGA
This is a messenger RNA of Ceraceosorus bombacis, 3403 nucleotides long. The record is from the annotation of a GenBank genome assembly. Lineage: Eukaryota; Fungi; Basidiomycota; Exobasidiomycetes; Ceraceosorales; Ceraceosoraceae.